CACCACAGUCCUGGCAGGGCCGCCAUUUUUGCAAAGGGAAAAGAGACUGCUUGUGAGGGGGAUCUAAUUUCGAAAAGUCGCUCUUUGCCCGGCGAAUAGUUUGUUUUUAACGCUCCCCCCCUUUUGAGUUCCUGCGCCGACCCGGGCCUCCCACCCCUUGUGCAGCACCAGAGGCGGCGCGGAAUUUUGGACAGGAGAGGACUAUCUCGAGGACGAGGCGAGAAUCCUAACGUUUUUGAGCUUUUUUCAGCUAGUGAGCCGCAGUGUGUGGACACAAGUAUUGUUUUGGUUGUGGAGGCUGCGUGGACAGCGGCGAGGGUCUUGCCCCGCUGCCUAAUUCGUCUCCUGGACUCCCCCGACGUGGAUAUAAGACUGCCUCGUGGAUGCACUUAGAUGUCUGCGAUGACUGCUGUGGCUGGCAUGCCUCAGUGUUUUGGACUGCCAUUCUCUGGACUCAGUAGGACAAGAACUGAUCAGCAGAGAACGUCAUGAGCAUAGUCAUCCCCGCGGGGGUGGACACAGCAGCAGACGCCUCGUACCUGGACAUGGCGGCGGGCUCUGAACCAGAGUCGGUGGAGGCCAGCCCCGUGGUGGUAGAAAAGUCCAGCUACCCGCACCAGAUCUUCAGCAGCAGCAGCUCUCACCAUUCCCACAGUUACAUCGGCCUGCCUUAUGCUGACCACAACUAUGGGGCGCGGCCCCCGCCCACGCCGCCGGCCUCGCCUCCCCCUUCCAUGUUGAUCCGUCAGGGCGAUGGGGGGUUGUUUGUUCCGGGCGGCCAGGACGAAGCAUCCACGGGCACCACGCUCAGCACCUCCGAGGAUGGCAGCUACGGAGCCGACAUCACCCGCUGCAUCUGCGGCUUCACGCACGACGACGGUUACAUGAUCUGCUGCGACAAGUGCAGCGCCUGGCAGCACAUCGACUGCAUGGGCAUCGACAGGCAGAACAUUCCCGAGACGUACCUGUGCGAGCGCUGCCAGCCCAGACACCUGGACCGCGAGAGGGCCAUCCUCCUGCAGACGCGGAAGCGGGAGUGUUUGUCGGUAGAUGGGGACACCAGCGCCACGGAGAGCGGCGACGAGGUGCCUCUGGAGCUCUACUCCACCUUCCAGCACACGCCCACCACCAUCACCCUCACCACCGGGCGCCUCGGCAACAAGCAGGUGGACAAGAAGCGCAAGAAGAGCGUCGAAAAAGACGCCCCGGCGUCCUCCGCGCGAGCGAAGAAGGCCUUCCGAGAGGGCUCCAGAAAGUCCUCGAGAGUAAAGGGCGCCGCCCCCGAGCAGGACCCGACGGAGCACCCGGCGCUGUGGGAGAACAAGAUCAAGACGUGGAUGGAGCGCUACGAGGAGGCCAGCAGUAAUCAGUACAGCGAGGAUGUGCAAGUGCUGCUGCGCGUCAAGGAGCAAGGCGACGGCAAGAGCCUGGCUUACAACACGCACCUGGCGUCCUUCAAGCCCCCGGUGGAGAGUCAAAUUCAAAAGAACAAGAAGAUCCUCAAGGCCGUGAGGGACUUGGCCCCGGAUUCCCUCAUCAUCGAGUACAGGGGCAAGUUUAUGCUUCGGCAGCAGUUUGAAGCCAACGGAUACUUCUUCAAAAGACCUUACCCCUUUGUGUUAUUUUACUCCAAAUUUGACGGGUUGGAGAUGUGCGUGGACGCGCGCAGCUUCGGCAACGAGGCGCGCUUCAUCCGCCGCUCUUGCACCCCCAAUGCUGAGGUGCGGCACGUAAUCGAGGACGGCAUGUUACACUUGUACAUCUACUCGCUGAGGCCCAUCGGCAAAGGCGCGGAGAUCACCAUCGGGUUCGAUUACGACUACGGCAGUUGUAAAUACAAGGUGGACUGCGCCUGCGUGAAGGGCAACCCCGAGUGCCCCGUGCUCAAGCACAACCAGGAGCCCACCGAGAACCUGGGCUCGGGCGGGCGGCGGCGCAACAGCCGCAAGGACAAGGACCCGGGCCGCGAGGACCUGAGCCAGAACCAGAACCUGGGCGUGGACUGCGAGGGGAAGAGCAAGAGCGUGGGCGACUGCAAGCAGAGGAAACUCUCGCCCCUUCGACUCUCCAUCUCCAACAACCAGGAUCCCGACUUAUUUGAGGAUCUAGAAGACAAAACGUCCGUUAGCAAUGAAGUAGAGAUGGAGUCAGACGAACAGAUUGCGGAGAGGAGGAAGAAGAUGACGCGAGAGGAGCGGAAGAUGGAGGCCAUCCUGCAGGCCUUUGCGCGCAUGGAGAAGCGGGAGAAGCGGCGGGAGCAGGCGCUGGAACGUAUCGGCAGCGUCAAGCCCGAGCUCGGGGGUCGCAGCGACAUCAAGGAGGAGCCGCCGGCCACCCCGGAGGCGGCCGACUCCCCCUCGCUCGUACAGCCACCUCUUCAAGAGGUCAAAGAGGAGCCGGGCUUGAAGCCGGCCAAGGUGAAAGGCUCGCGGAACAGGAAGAGCUUCUCGCGGAACCGCACGCACAUCGGCCAGCAGCGGCGGCGAGCUCGCACCAUCAGCGCUUGCUCCGACUUGGCGCCGGGCUCUCCGGUGGAGCCCAUUGAGCCUCUGAACACGGAACCCCUCGAGGGAGAGCCGCCCAGCGCACCGGAGCCCGAGACCGUCGCCGCCCAGCCGCCGGACGCCAGUCCGCCACACAGCAACUCGCCGGCGCCCGAGCGAAACCGCCCCGGGAGCAAGAGUUUUAAAACGAAAAAGCACUUUGUCAGCGAAUGGGUGGGCGAGAAGCAGCCCGACGGCUCGGCGGCGCGCACCCCGGAGCCGGCGCCGGAGCGACCGCUCCGCAUCAGCAGCGACCCUGAAGUCCUGGCCACCCAGCUCAACGCCCUUCCGGGUCUGGCCUGCUCGCCGCAGGUCUACAGCACGCCCAAACACUACGUCCGCUUCUCCUCGCCCUUCCUGGCCAACCGCAGCCCCACCGCCCCCGGCGUCCCCACCGGGAGACGGCGCUCCAGAGAAGUGCCCGAAACGCCUCCGACCACCGGCUCUUGCAAGAAGCGAUGGUUAAAGCAGGCACUGGAGGAGGAGGGGUCCACCAGUCCAGCCAGGAGACCCAGUCUCUUCAUGCCCAGCGAAGGUCCUCUCAGCCCGCCCAUCAACGGAGACUCGGACAGCCCCCUCCCCUACAACGGUUCCUGCUCACUGCCCGAGUUGCCCACGCCUUUGAAAAAGCGCCGCUUGAGCCCCCUGGACGCCUGCAUGUCGGAGAGCUCCACGCCGUACGGCUCUCCUUGCGCCACACCCACUCGGACCGAGCAGCCGGAGACAUCGGCGCCACCCGCGCUGACGGCCACGCCGCCGCGGCCUCGAGCCGAGGAGUCGCCAGCGGAGCAUUUCGCCAGCACCCCAACGCAAACGCCACAGGAGAGCGACUCUUCAACGGAAAGCUCGCCGGACUUUAGCGCGAAAGCAAAUUUGUCGGAGGUCAGCAACCCGGCAGAUCGGCCUCCUUCGUUGAUGCCGUCUCCCUCCGUUCGGACGCCGAGCUCCGACGGUCUCCCGCCCGACGCCAAGACGUCAGUGCCUGACAGUCCACCGCCGCCGCCACCGCCGCCCCCCGUUGUCGAGUGCGCCGCCGACUUAGCGGAGGACCGGCCGGAUGGCGUGACGGCGGAGGCCGGCGGCAGCGGCAGCGAGGCUUCCUCCUCUGCCGAAACGUGCGCUUCCGCCUCCUUCCCCGGCUGGAUCAAGAGUCCGGAGCGGUGCCCGACGACGCCGUCUGCCGGCCUCAGCUUCUCCCCCGUCAACUCCAACCUAAGGGACCUCACCCCCUCGCACACCCUGGAGCCCCUGCCGGCUCCCUUCAGACCCGACGCUGCAGCGGGACCUGUGGUGGUGGCGGCGUCAGCCAGCCAGCCGGUUUUCGCCGAGGGCCAGGGGCCGCUCUUCUACCCCUGCGCCGAAGACGCCGGCUCGGCCGGCUUCUCGCGCUCGCUCAACGGCGGCGGCGACGAGACAGGCGGCUCUGCGCAAAAUCCCCCGCAGAAGAAGAAGGUCUCCCUGCUGGAAUACAGAAAGCGACAGCGCGAAGCUCGCCGCAGCGGCUCCAAGAUGGACUGCGGCUCGCCCGUGUCCGCCGUGCUCCCUUUGAGCAUGGAUGGGUUCCCAGUCGUCGCCAUGGAAACCAGCAGCGAGGCUUCCUUGCCUCCGCCGCCGCCGCCUCCUCCUCCGCCUCCCCCUCCCUCUUCCGCAGCCCUCAGCAGCGGCAAGGAGCCGCAGACCACGGAGGAGUGCGAGAGCGCGGGAGAGAGGGAAGGAGGAGAGGUCCAAUGGACGUCAUCCACGUCUGUGGAACAGGCUCGUGAGCGGAGCUACCACAGAGCUUUGCUGCUCAGCAAAGACAAAGACGCAGAUGGUGACACCGAGGGAGGUGAGACACCGACGCCGAGGGACUGUCCAUCUCCUGGACCUCAAAAGACACCGACUCAUGCACCGGGCUCUCCCGGUCCAGUCUGUUCUGUCAUAGCCUCCGGCUGGAAAGAGGAAGACGGCGACGGUCCGCCUCGAGCGGCCAACCAGCCCCUGCAGCUGCCCAUCAAGUCCAAAUCCACGCCCGCCACCCCGAGCAAGCUGCACCCGCCGCCGCCGCCGCCGCCCUCCUCCCCCGUGCACUACCCAGGGCCGGCCCUCCUCCACGUGCAGCCUCAGGGCUCGCCCUACCGCAGCCAGCGGGCGCUCUUCUCCUCCCAGUCCCAGAACCAAACGGCAGGCCAGGCCCCGGCGCCUUCGUUCGUGCAGUACAACGCGCAGGCCGCCCCUCCGCCGCCACCGCCCCCACCUCCUCCUCCGCCGCCCGCCUCCACGGCCUACUUCCCCGCUCAGACUGCCUCCCCGGCGGGCCCCUUCUCGGGAUUCAAAGCGGCGGUGACACCCUCCUACUCUCCGGGCUCUCAGGCUCUGAUGCAAACUCUUCCCCACAGCGUGCACUAUCAGACCUCGGCCGCCCCGCCGCCGCCGCCCCCUCCGCCGCCCCCGCACCCUAUGUCCAGCCCCGCCCUGCUGCACGUCAACUUGCAGCCCGCCCCCAUCCAGCAGAUCAUGCUGACCGCCGCCCCCACGUUGACACAGGGCCAGUCCUCGGCUCAGCAGCAGCAACAGCCGCCCCUGUCCCUCACCCCGCCGCCGCCUCCGCCCCCGCCCCCGCCUAACCCUUCGGGCGGCGCCCAGAUGCAGCCCCACCACUUUCCAAACUUGGCGGGCUUUCAGACGACAUUGCUCGCCAACCCCUCGGUGCCCCCGUCCGCGUACCCCCCGUCCCUUCAGCAGAGCGGACUGCCACCGCCGCCGCCACCGCCCCCGCAACAGACUCAGCAAGGCUCAGCUCCGUCCGCCGCCCCCCAACUGCCGGCCGGAGCCCGCGGAGGCCCCGCCUCCUCCGCGCCCUUUCACACUUCGGGUUACCUGAGCACAGGGUGGCACUGAACUCUGCCUAAGCAGGAUUUGGGGAUGAGGGUCAGGUUGUAAAACAAUGGAAAUUGUUGGGAAAUGUCCAUGGGAUAAGGGAGUUUUUCUCUGUAUGUUAAUGGAAAUUCAUUUGAGAAAAGUUUCAAAAUCAAGCGUUCAUUUUGUAUCGCUCGAAAAGAGACAGACAUCCAUGCAAAUUAAUAGCUCUCCCACAUAACAGUAUAUGCGCAGGUUUAUUUAUUUAUUUAUUUAUUUGACUUUUGGCUCCCACCACAACCAAUUGCAGCUCAUCAUUUUGUUGUAGUUCCGAUAAUUCAAAAUUGUCAUUUAAGUAGUGAGCCAAAUUUCACUUGAUCACAUUCCUUCUUUAGUCCCACAAAUUCCCAUGGAAAUCUUCCCACAUUUCCAUCAUUUUGCAACCCCAAACACGGAACGGGGCACUGUAGAUAUGUUUUCUAUGGCCAGUGGAAAAACAUGAUUGUUGGAUAAAAGGGUAUUUAAAAAAAAAAAAAAAAAAAAAGUCAAAACAGACUGACAUCAACUUCAAGAUAAACUGUAAAAGAUGGACGACCGACCGACCGACCGACCGACCCAAUGUGGUGCUCUUGGCGCUCUUCUCCUUUUCUACUUCCUUCCUGUGACAGGUGGGGGAGGACUUCACUGUUGUGCGUCUCGUUCGGGCUCCUGUUUUCUUGUUCAACUGCACUUUGUUUCGCAAUGGACAUUCCAGCCUUUAGCCCUCCUCCUCCUCCUCCUUUUUUCUCCUCUUUGGUCCGUCUGUUGUCUCUGUUGGUUUUCUCUAGCAUUUGUUUUGUAUAGAAAAAGCGACAUAUUUUUGUCAAAUUCCUCCGUCUGACAUCAGAAGUCUGCUGAGCGCCACGGAAGACCAUUAGCGGGAGAGCGCCUGGCCUCCUCGGGGCUCCCGGACUCGGCGUUUGCGUGUUUGGCGGUCGUCCCGGGUGGGCCGAGCGCCUCCUCCGCGGGUGGGAUGCUCGCAGUUUAUUUUUUUCAAUAAGGAGCGUUACUUACUUGUAGAAGGUGUAAUUAAAUGUAUCAUAGGUGGUUACGCCGGCUUUCACCAGGAACACGUUUGUAAAUAUUUGCUUUUUUUUUUUUUUUCUACGCCUGUACAAUUCGCAGCCAUCGCCUCCCAUUUUUCAAACAUGGUUGUACAUAGGAACGCUCUUCUUGGCAAAGCUGAAUGUUUCCGUGACUGUAGCAUUAUUUUUUAUUUACACCCUCUCUGGACACAUUGACGUUGUCCUGUUUUUUUUUUUUAAUUAUUAUUAUUGUUAUUAUUAUUCGUGUGUGUGCGUGCGUGCGUGUGUGUGUAUGUGUGUGUGUGAGUGUGUUUGUGCCGAGGGGAGGAGCUCACAGACACUGCACUGGUUGGCUAUUUUCAUGGUUCAUUAUAAUAAAUCACUGUAAUGACAGUUUUCUAAACA
Messenger RNA from Syngnathus acus (greater pipefish), 6850 nucleotides. RefSeq names its product lysine (K)-specific methyltransferase 2E (gene kmt2e). The record is from RefSeq and is a predicted model, not a curated record. Bases 489 to 5423 code for a protein of 1644 amino acids. The transcript has 23 exons. Gene Ontology annotation, molecular function: protein binding. Lineage: Eukaryota; Metazoa; Chordata; Actinopteri; Syngnathiformes; Syngnathidae.